Messenger RNA from Sphaeramia orbicularis (orbiculate cardinalfish), 428 nucleotides. Its product is annotated as progonadoliberin-1-like. Gene Ontology annotation, biological process: reproductive process; multicellular organism development. The coding region runs from base 31 to 387 and encodes 118 amino acids. Gene Ontology annotation, molecular function: gonadotropin-releasing hormone receptor binding; gonadotropin hormone-releasing hormone activity. Gene Ontology annotation, cellular component: extracellular region. The record is from RefSeq and is a predicted model, not a curated record. Lineage: Eukaryota; Metazoa; Chordata; Actinopteri; Kurtiformes; Apogonidae. The transcript is spliced from 4 exons.
CUACAGCGAAGGUUUUGUCUUAUAUAAAGCAUGAUAAACAGUGCAGUAGCAUUCACAAGGGACAUCAGACAACAGCAAAGAGAAACUCCCUGCUUUUUCCACAGGAGAAUGGCUCUGAAGACCUCAGCUCUGGUGCUCCUUCUUUUGGGUUUGAUGGUGCCGCAGAGCCUCUGUCAGCACUGGUCCUAUGGACUGAACCCAGGAGGGAAGAGGGAGCUCAGCAGUCUGUCAGACACCUUUGGAAGUAGAGUGGAACGGUUUCCACAUGUGGACACACCCUGCAGUACUGUGGGCUGUGCAGAGGAAUCACAGUUGGCCAAAAUUUACAGAAUGAAAGGACUGUUAGGCUCUGUGACAGAAAAUGGACAAGGAACAUAUAAAAAAUGAAAACUAUUUGAUUCUUUAAUAAAUGAUCAUGAGCAUGUGAA